UUUCUCUUUUUCUUUUCGAAGGCAGCGAAUGAAUUUUUGGCAUUUUGAUACGCAAUUUGUGACGAGAGAAUAAUGCCACUGCACAUGCUGUUGCAUGCCAUUUACUUCCCUCUCCGUAGGAUUCAUCGGCGAUUCAUAGGCGAUUCGUAGGCGGUUCAUCACUCAUCACUACCACUGAUUUUCCCCCUUUUUCCUCUUUUGAAUGAUCUGAGAUAGUGUAAAUCAUCUCUAUUCAAUUGAUUUCUACUGCAUUUUGCUUCUAUUUGAAGUUUAAUUCAUCUUCUGAGACGUUUCUCCAUCAUUUCGAUGGUUUUUGCAGAUCGGUUUCUUUGAUUUAGCAUUUUAGGGAUUUUUAGGGAUUUUUUUUUUUUUUUUUGUCGAUGGUGGAGAUUCAAGCUUGUGCAACUGGUUUGGUUAAUCCGUCGGCAUUAUGUGCUGCAAUAGACCAAGAAUCCAAAGGGGAGAAUAUGAAUGUUAUUGCUCGAAUGGCGGAUGAGUUACACAGAGAGAGACAGAGAAAUGCGAAGUUAAUGGAGAGAAUAUCGUUUCUGGAAGCUAAAUUGUUACAGGAAAGAGGCAGUUGUUCCAAGCGGAGAAGCUUCAAGAGGCUUAAAAGAAGCAAAGAGGAAGCAAUACUGAAGGAUGGAACUCAGUUUUUGUCCCCAAAAGAGGUAAAUCUAGAGGAUCGAUUGGUUAGUUGGAUGAGUAUGGAUGAGACACAGUUUGUGCAUUAUGAAAAGUUAAAGGAAUGUGAUAAUACUGUAGAUUGUGUUGAUUCAGACGAAACUGAUAAUGAAAAUGAUUAUUAUCAUGAGGAGAGUGAAAUCCCUUUUGACAUCAAGAAGUGGGAAACUAAUGGGAAUUCAAGGAGUGUCAAUGGUGUUAAACAAGAUAUAUAUCAUGAUUCGAAUUCGGAACGUAUCGAGAAUCAAUCUGGUGCUGAAAACAAGCCAACAUUUGUAGAUGAUCAAACAGAAACUAAAGAAACUGGAAAAAAACUGGAGCCUAAAAGUGAAAGGAACGAAACCGAAAACAGUGAACUGUAUGAGCAAACGCAAAACAUCCUGGGAUCUGGGAAUGAUGUCGGAUUUGGAAGUGUAUCAUUGCAAAGAAAGCCUCCAAAGUUAGCGUUCUGUCCUAAAGAAGUGAAGGGAAUUAUUGAAUCAGAAGCUUUGCUGCAGAGAAACGCCCAGUCUCAUACCAUGAGGAAAAUAAUAGUGUUUUCAUGUCUUGGUAUAAGGCAUGGCUGUGAAGAGAUGUAUGAGUUAGACUUCAAUCAUUUCAGUAUUAUAAGGAAAGGAGAGCCAUUCAUUUCUCCUCAAAAUCCUGGGGAGCAUGUGUUGUAUGAGAAUCCUGGUGUGAGGAGGAAGAUUUUGUAUCCCAACAGGCACCACCCAACACUAUGUCCUGUUCAAAUACUUGAAGAAGAGAAAGCAAUGCGACCAUUUGAUGUUAACUGUCCUUCUUGUUUAUUUCUCUGCAUCAAAUAUGGUGGCAGGACGAGGAAUCUUCCGCAGAAUGAGUAUGUGAGACAGCGAAUGGGAAGAAACAAGCUCAAGUCUUUUGGGCCACUCAUGUGCAGGAUGGCUAGGCUGGCUAAUCCUCGCAGUGGGAGCUUUUUUUUCAAAGCAUUGGGCAUUACCCUUCUCUUCAUGGCUGGUUUUCCAGAUGACCUUGUCCGCAAAGAAACCAAAUACCGUAAUUUGGACUUGCUUCAGAAAUACUACAGGACAGACAAGGAUGCCGUAGGCGAGGAGCUAUUUCUUGCACGCUCGACAGCCGACAGCAAUGAUGACAAAUUUGUUCAGGAGCAGCUAGCUGGAAAUACCAUUUCAACAAAAUCAAGGGGGAAAAAACAAACUAGCACAAGCGAACAGCCUGGUUCUUCAGAUAAAACAGCACCCCAUUUGGCAUCAUCUUCAACAAAAUUUGGAUCAGUAGGGUAUACUUCGAUCCAAACUCGUGCUAUGGCAGCAUUUCAGUCACUGCCAUCUCCAUCUCAGACACCAAUUGAGAGCAACCAUCCAAUUUCUUCAUGUGCUGUGGCCUCCUACCAAAACCAAAACCCCCUUAAUUAUUUCCCACCAAACGCGUUCGUUCCUCUGAUGUAUUGGCCGCCUCCAAACUCAUUCAAUCCAGGGCUCUACCCUUCAGCUUAUACAUAUCAUUCUUUUCCAUAUAGUGGCAAUUUUAUCUCCUUCAAUCAGCCUCAUUGCAGCUUUCCCUGCAGCCCCUUCAUGCCAAAAGCUAUGGAAGAUGCAAAGAAUGAGGAUUUAUCAGAAGAAACGGAUAGUAAUUCUGACACUACUUCAAGCAGUAAAGAUUAAGACACAACGACAAGCAGUAAACGUUGAUUUCCUAAAUGAGAAAGCAGCCUAGCAUUGAUUAGGCUCUUACUGUUAGGAUAAAUGCUCAAAGUUUAGACAUGCAUCUAGAGCGGGCUUGGUUCUAGUUUAGCCUAUAAUUCAGUGUAGCUUGUUGGCAAUAUUGCAGUGCUUCCUGAUCUCACCCUUUGUGCCAGUGAGAGGGUUGUUCUCAGAAAGGAUGGCAAUGGCUCGUGAGAAUUCCUUACCACGGACCCACGGACCCACUUCAGGACACUUAGUUGUUGUCCAGAACCAUGGGUUUACCACGGACCUACCAUUACUAAGUGAAUCAAAAACUUGACUCCGGCCAUCUCAACUGCCCAAAUCAUUAUCCUUAAACCUCAUCCUCCCUCAGUUCUCUACUACACUCGUUUCUCACUUGUUUCUUACGAACCAGAACCACCAUAGCCAAUGAAUGAAGAUAAAUCUUUACCCCAACAAUAACUCGAAACCUUCUUUGCAGCCCCUCUUCUCCGCCAAGCCAGACCUCAGCUCCCUCCCCGGCAGCUAGACCAUGUCCUGCUCAAACCUCACAAUGUUGGUGUCCCCAAAACCCACCGUCUCUGAUGCAUCCUCCCUUUUCAGCUCCCUUUCCAGAGCUACCCAGCUCGUUCGAUAUCAGUUUCCCCAGUCCACUGCGGCCUUCGGGAGCUCCGAGACUGUAUCGAUUCCGUCAAGAACACCCAAAAGAUCACUGAAGCCAUGAAGCUUGUCGCUGCAGCUAAAGUCCGCAGAGCUCAAGAAGCUGUUGUUAAUGGAAGACCCUUCUCAGAGGCCUUGGUCGAGGUCCUUUACAACAUCAAUGAACAACUCCAAACAGAGGACAUUGACACUCCUCUAACUAAAGUUAGACCCGUCAAGAAAGUCGCAUUGGUUGUUGUCACCGGCGACCGCGGCCUCUGUGGUGGCUUCAACAAUUCCAUCAUCAAGAAAGCCGAAGCCAGAAUCUCGGGUCUUGACUACACUGUAAUCAGCGUUGGUAAAAAGGGUAACACUUAUUUCCUCCGCCGGCCGGACAUUCCGGUGGAUAAAUUCCUCGAAGGCGGCACUUUUCCGACAGCCAAAGAAGCUCAAGCCAUAGCUGAUGAUGUUUUUUCCUUAUUUGGAAGCGAAGAAGUCGAUAAAGUAGAGCUUUUAUACACAAAAUUCGUGUCGUUAGUCAAAUCCGACCCUGUAAUUCAUACCCUUCUUCCUCUGUGAUGUGAACGGAAUCUGUGUGGAUGCGGCAGAGGAUGAGUUCUUCAGAUGAACAACAAAGGAAGGGAAAUUGACGGUGGAAAGGGAUUCAGUGAGGACAAGCACGGCGGAUUUCUCACCGAUUUUGGAGUUCGAGCAGGACCCAGUUCAGAUCUUGGAUGCUUUAUUGCCUCUGUAUUUGAACAGCCAGAUUUUGAGGUCUCUGCAAGAGUCGCUGGCGAGUGAGCUCGCAGCUAGGAUGAGUGCUAUGAGCAAUGCCACGUAUAAUGCUUCCGAGCUGAAGAGGACUUUGUCGAUUGUGUAUAAUAGACAACGCCAAGCUAAGAUUACUGGAGAAAUUUUGGA
Cucurbita pepo subsp. pepo (vegetable marrow) is the source of this 3908-nucleotide messenger RNA. The record is from RefSeq and is a predicted model, not a curated record. NCBI's taxonomy places the organism in Eukaryota, Viridiplantae, Streptophyta, Magnoliopsida, Cucurbitales, Cucurbitaceae.